AUGGCGCCAACGCCCCAAUCAGCUUAUGAGGGUACUUGGGAUUCGGACACUCAGAAAUAUGUCCUUCCACCGCUUGUUGGUUUGCCGUUCUCGGAGAUGAGGAAGAAUGGUAGUUCAUUCCCCCCCCUGUUUGCAUAUUUGUUGUUUUUUCCAAUCUGACUCUCCUUGCCCUUAGGAAUGGGGGUUCGGCAUGCCGGGGACACGAGGUACUAUCGACUCAUCGUGAUUCAUGCAAUCUUUGCCGCGUUAGCAAUCCUCAUCAUGAUACCCGCAGCGAUCAUCUGCGCGAGGUUUCUUUAUCACGGACGGAAUCCACGAGCGGCAAUGUGGGGCCACAUCGGGUUGAAUACGGCUGCCCUGUUGAGCCUGACCAUCACCUUCGUUUCCGGCUAUGUCGCGGUGGGCCAGAAUGCCUGGGGAUCGAAUCCUCAUCAUCUGAUUGGUGUCUCUCUCUACGGAGCUGUGAUUUUUCAGGCAUUGUUUGGGUUAUUCAUUCGGGCUCGGAAUCAGAAGAAAGUCAUCCGGAAGAAGAUUGCGUUUCACACCAUGGUAUGCCACUUUCCGUUUGUGUGCCCUGCGCAUCGACUUGGAACUGACUUUGAAAUAGCUGCACCAUUGGCUUGGCCGCGGUAUUUGGCUGUUGGGGCUCGCACAGAUUCCUCUGGGACUCUAUCUUUAUGGAUCACCGCUCAUCUUGUUCAUCCUCUAUGCGGUCUGCGUCUUUGUCUUUUUCCUCUCCUGGUUUGUUUGUGAGUACAUGAAGACUCGCGGGUACUUUUCCCUUGGCACAGCCGACCUGGCUCGCGAGACGCCGGAUAUGGCCGAGGUUCCUACAGCGAUGGAAGAUGGUUCCUAUCAAGCUGGUCAGUAUUCGACCGAACUACCUCAACGCAGGUCCGGGCGUGGAAGGAUCAACAUGUGGCCGAGUAUAUUUCCCAGGCGACAGUCGAGCGCUAAGGAUGCGGCUGUUGGUGGAGGCGGGGGUGGGGGGUACAAUACGGAUGUGACUAGGGCGACAAGUUUCGAUACCAGUAGAGCCCCCAGCGCCCAUAGUCCUGCCAUUGGUGGUCUUCAUGCUCCACCUGGUCGACACAACCAGGUUCCACCGGUUCCAAACUUGCCGACUAACUAUGGAGGGGAUCAGAGCGAUCAGAUCGCGUCGCCGGUGGGUUCCGGGGAUGUCCAUAGGGAUAAUGGAGAUAGGUAUCUACAGGGACCUGGUUCGGUAAGGGACACUGUGCUACGAGAUAGUACUACUUUGGGGACAGGAAUUCAUAGUGGACCUUCGCGCGUUGAGAUGCCGCACGAGUCACCCAUUUCUCCACCCUACACGGUUACACCGGUCGCCUCUGGACAUGGAAACAUGAGCAGCCCACAUACGUCGGAUAUCAGCGGAAACUCUUCGAGUCACCUAAGGCCGUAUCCGAUGCCACCCUAUCACUCCACCCCCCAUCGACAGCAGGAGGAGAUGCCACCUUCUCCUAUCGCCGGUGGUGGGUAUAUGGAGGCGGACAACGGGUUCGUACACGGCCCUGCACGUCACGGGGAACCACCAAUGGCUCCGCUACCGCUACCGCCGGACCCACGUCGUGGGCAACAACAGCAGCCACAUCGCCGCGAUAGAUCCACUGAUAGUAUUCCGCGUCUUCCCACGUCCCACUCAACCGAGUAUCUGCCCGCGGAGGAGCGUGCGGGAGAACCAUCCGUCAGCCGCCGGAACUCGCGGAAGAAAGAUGCUCAAGUCAGCGUUCAGGUCCGUGUGAACCCGGAUGGUAAAUCUGUCACGGUCCGCCGGAUACCCGCGGAAGAGAACGAGCGAGAUCGUCGUGAGCGUGCGCGCUUACGCGCUGAAAAGGCAGCCCAGCGAGAGAUCAGUCUCGACCGUGAACGUCAGCAUCGUCGGAGCCACUCUGGUCGCAGAUCAUCCGAACGUCAUGAGCGGCAUGAGCGGCAUGAACGACAUGAACGACCCACAACGUCCGGUUCCGGGGCACGCGUGCCCCCCGCCCCAGCAUCUUCAGUAAGUGGAUACGGCCCCGAGUCAUCUGUGGGCGGGUACGCCCCCUCAACAGGUGCCCAAUCAUCCACCAUCGCGGGUGCUAGCGGCGGCCUUCUCGGGGGCGGCGCUCCGCCACCGCAGGGUAGAGUCCGCGCGCCGGAACCACAGCGAAUGCCCGAACCGCCACAAGCCUCAACCCCCCUCCACCAUCCGGUCAGCUCCUCUCCACUCCCAUACGGCGGUGUCUCUCCGAGCGCACGUGGGAGCGUAGUCAGUGCUUCGGGCACAGCGGAGAACAGCGAGCUGGAGCAGGAAGCGGCGAAGGCAUAUCGCAAGAAGAAAAUACGAGAGGGAACGAGCAGUCUUGGGAACCCGCUGAGUAGUCUGGGAGCUACGUAUGAUGAAGAUGGGGUUGAAUGGAAUUGA
Messenger RNA from Tuber aestivum (summer truffle), 2425 nucleotides. The record is from the annotation of a GenBank genome assembly. Lineage: Eukaryota; Fungi; Ascomycota; Pezizomycetes; Pezizales; Tuberaceae.